CUCACAAGAGAGAACGCAAUUCCGCGAUUGAGGUACUCCGCCCGAAUCUAUCAUCCACUUUUGCGUUCUUUUUUUUCUUUUCUAUAAUUCUCAAGUAAGGGUUUUCCGACUUGGUUAAUCUGCAGGAAACCAUGGUUCGUCACAGAUUAGAUGCAGGUUUAAAGUGUUAUCUAACAACUUCCUUCGUAGUUGGACUUUGAUUGCUACGGAGGAGAAUGGCCCGAUGGGUCAAAGGUUCGCUAACCAUCCAUUUCACAUGGGAGGGAGACAGAGAGCGAGAGCGAGAAUGGUGUGAAGUAAGUGGUUACAUUAUUUACUUUGUGAAUGUAAAAUGUAAAAUGGAAGGUUUUGGAUUAGAACCAAGGAUAGAAUGGCCCCUCUGUCUUUUUUGGAAUUGCGACGCUCCUGGACUGGGUCUCAGCUCUCUUACCUUGCUCUGUGUAUGUUCGUCUAUCAUUCUCUCUCCCGAAUCAGACCAUGUGGUCGGUCAGAAGGAAAGAAAGUCGAAAGACUUGACUAGACUAAACUAGAACACAGAGAGAGAGGACCGACCCAACGGAAAGUUUUGUGGUGAGAUAGCCGAUAGAGAUUGACUUGGAGCGUGAGAUUAAU
This is a messenger RNA of Aspergillus piperis CBS 112811, 612 nucleotides long. RefSeq lists its product as uncharacterized. NCBI's taxonomy places the organism in Eukaryota, Fungi, Ascomycota, Eurotiomycetes, Eurotiales, Aspergillaceae. The record is from RefSeq and is a predicted model, not a curated record. The coding region runs from base 216 to 530 and encodes 104 amino acids. The transcript has a single exon.